CUGGGUCGAAACGUCAAGAAAAAGGCGUGAAGGAUUGCAAUCACCGCCUACCUUGUUUGUAGAGUCACAAGGGCGUAAGGUGAAGACUCAAUUGAGUACACGAGGAGUCAUUGUGGCUUUCUUGUUGGUUGAGCGGUUUGCCAGAAUUGCAUAAAUAGUUAGCGGUAGGUUCUUUGUUGUUGCCUGAUCAUACCAUCUCGAAGUAGCAGCUUUUGCAGUCGAUCUAACUGUACUGUUGACCUUGUACCUGUGGAUGAUUGUCAGACCAUUUGAAUCCUUCUUCAUCUUCUGUCAGAUAUAGUAUCUGCUGCAUCGCCAAGUUUGAACGACAUCACAACUCUCUACCAUUCUAGUCGACAAAACCACAACACAGAUCCACCUGGAAAUCAAACAUUUAUCGACUUGACAAGAUGCCUUCCAACCCCUUUACCCGCCUCACAUCCUCUGCUGGUUCUUCAGACACCGCCUCAAUCAACACAACAUCCUCCACAUCAUCACUGGCAAAACUGCUAAAGAGGAACCCAUUCUCUUCAUCCUCUUCCACCACCACCUCUGAUACAACUUCGACCGCCGCCUCCACAUCAGAUACGACGACCAAAGCCAAACCAGACAAGAAGGAAAAGUCAGCACUAUCCCCAGGAGAAAAGCAAAGGAUCAAACAACAAGAUCGUAUGAGUAUGCAGGCACUGGCGACUCAUGCAGCUUUCAAGUGAUGCAUUUGUGCAAGACGAAGACAUGUCGACAAAUCCCCCGACUAG
Molecule: messenger RNA, 758 nt
Organism: Aureobasidium pullulans EXF-150
Lineage: Eukaryota; Fungi; Ascomycota; Dothideomycetes; Dothideales; Saccotheciaceae
Exons: 1
Coding region: 411-713 (100 amino acids)
Source: RefSeq, a predicted model, not a curated record